GUCCAUCAACGUCAUCCAAAACAGUAUAAAACUUUGUGCUAGCAUUCACAGCUCAAGUCUCUCUAAAUUACCCACCAAAUCUCAUCAACUCUAAAGCCCUUCAGUUAACCAAGCAAGAGAUCAUGGCCCUCAGCCUUUUCGGUGGCCGAAGAAGCAAUGUCUUCGAUCCCUUCUCUCUUGACAUCUGGGACCCAUUUGAGGGCUUCCCUAUGGUCUCGAGCUCUGUCGCUAACGUUCCUUCCUCUGGUGGCCGCGAAACUGCUAUUGUCAACCCUCGGAUCGACUGGAAAGAAAACCCGGAGGCUCACGUUAUCAGGGCCGAUCUUCCGGGGCUGAACAAGGAAGAGGUGAAGUUGGAGAUCGAGGACGGUAGGGUGCUGCAGAUAAGCGGGGAGAAAAACAGAGAGCACGAGGAAAAGAACGACAAGUGGCAUAGGGUUGAGAGGGUGACGGGCAAGUUCUUGAGGAGGUUCAGGUUGCCAGAGAAUGCGAAAAUGGAUCAGGUGAAGGCUACCAUGGAGAAUGGAGUGCUUACCAUUAUCGUUCCCAAAGAGGAGGAGAAGAAGCCCGAGGUCAAGCCUGUUCAGAUAUCGGGCUAAUUAAACUACGAACUUGAUCCUUUCUGGUGCCUCUGGUUCAGUGUGUCAAAUAAAAGACUAGUACGGGAAUCUAGCUGUGUUUUGUUUCUGAAGCAAACGUCGCGUGUAUCGAGUCUUGCCGUAUGUAUCCCGAAGUCUAGUCUGUUUCCUCUCGGUAUUGUAUUGGUUUUUGUUAGUAUAUAAAUAUAUGUCGAUGGUUUCUGCUUGAGCGGCA
Carya illinoinensis is the source of this 813-nucleotide messenger RNA. Its product is annotated as 17.8 kDa class I heat shock protein-like. The coding region runs from base 123 to 599 and encodes 158 amino acids. Gene Ontology annotation, biological process: response to hydrogen peroxide; response to salt stress; protein complex oligomerization. Lineage: Eukaryota; Viridiplantae; Streptophyta; Magnoliopsida; Fagales; Juglandaceae. The transcript has a single exon. The record is from RefSeq and is a predicted model, not a curated record.